Messenger RNA from Rotaria sp. Silwood1, 543 nucleotides. Lineage: Eukaryota; Metazoa; Rotifera; Eurotatoria; Philodinida; Philodinidae. The record is from the annotation of a GenBank genome assembly.
AUGGAAUACCGACUAGAAUUAAACAAUUGUUCAUCAUCUGAUAUACCGAAUAGUGUUCGUUGUGGCCAACUUCAACAACAGUUGAAAUAUUAUAAAUUUCAUCGUGUACCAACAAAGACUGACAAAGCAGUAUUCUAUCUAUUUUUUCGGAAGGAAGAGGAGAUAUAUUAUGCUCUCCGAGCUGCAGUAUCAAUAAAAAUUAUUUCUCUUGUUAGAUAUCGCCAUCGAAAUGCAGUUUCUCCUUCUAUACGUCGUUCGGAUGAUAUUCCACCUUCUGAACUACAAUAUCGUUCAGUACCACCUAAAAAUAUUGUUGAUAUGAUUCGUUACAAUUUUACCAAAUACUAUGAUAGAUUUGCAAAUAGGGAUAUUUUCAAAUUGUUCGUUCGUCGAGUAUCCGAGCAAAUAGUUGCUCAACGAUUGAAGAUUCCUGAAGUGCACGAUUGUAUUUGUGAGCUUAAUCACUGGUGGUGGAUGAAUCAUGAAUAUGUUAUUAACAACUCGCAACAUGUGCAGAAAUUGUUAGACAUUUUCUUCAAAUAA